AUGCAUAGCCAUCACGCUCUUUUCCUCCCUGCCCUGGCCUCCCUGGCCUCAGCCUGGGCCCCCCCGUCGUACUCAGGCUACACCCUGGUGUGGAGUGACAGCUUCAGCGGCGCUGGAGGCGCAUCCCCGAGUUCCAGCAACUGGAACAUCAUCACCGGCAACCUUGGCGUCAAUAACGAGCUAGAAACCUACACCAGCUCAAGCGCCAACGUCCAGCUGAGCGGCGGCAGCACAAUUCAACUCGUCCCCUGGGCAGACAGCUCUGUCUCCGGCGGCUGGACCUCAGGCCGUGUCGAGAGCAAAUACACCUUCACCCCGGCCGCUGGUGUGAUCACUCUCGCCGAAGCCGAUAUCAGAUUCGGCACAAACGCCAUUGCGAAUAAGCAGGGAAUCUGGCCUGCGUUCUGGAUUUUGGGCGAUUCGCUUCGACACGGAACCGGGUGGCCAGAGUGCGGAGAACUUGAUAUCCUCGAGACUGUGGAUGGUUUGUUAACUGGCUACGGCACUGCGCAUUGCAAUGUUAAUCCUGGCGGGAUUUGCAAUGAGCCUAACGGACGAGGUGGGAACAUCGUCAUUCCGGAUCAGUCGUGGCACACGUGGCGCAUGACCUGGGACCGGACGCCGUCGAGCUGGGAGUCCGAGACGAUUACUUGGUACAUGGAUGGCAAGCAGUUUUUCCAGAUCAGUGGUGCUACGAUUGGAGACUCGGGUGUCUGGGCUACGUUGUGCCAUGAUCCGUUGUACUUCAUCCUGAACGUGGCUGUUGGUGGUAACUGGCCAGGAAACCCAAACUCUGCAACCCUUGGGGGUUAUGGUAGCAUGAUGGAGGUCGCUUAUGUCGCUGUCUACCAAUCUUGA
Messenger RNA from Talaromyces amestolkiae, 858 nucleotides. RefSeq lists its product as uncharacterized. The transcript is spliced from 2 exons. The record is from RefSeq and is a predicted model, not a curated record. The coding region runs from base 1 to 858 and encodes 285 amino acids. Gene Ontology annotation, molecular function: hydrolase activity, hydrolyzing O-glycosyl compounds. Gene Ontology annotation, biological process: carbohydrate metabolic process. Lineage: Eukaryota; Fungi; Ascomycota; Eurotiomycetes; Eurotiales; Trichocomaceae.